AAUAAAAUUCCUCGUGCAUAUUAAAAUAUAUCCAAAAGAUAUUUGAUACAUUGUUUAAUUUCUUGAUAAGAACACUCAUUUUAUAUCUCUAUAAAUAGGAGUUUAUAUGUCUACUAUGCUAAUAUAUCUUCUAGACUCCUACUCCUAUAGCUAGCCAGUUUCCUCCUUUUCUCAAUCUCUACCAAAAUUUUCUCUCUUUCUCAUGGCAGCUGAUGAACCAUCGUUGACCUUGCCUCUUGUGCUUGAUGAGAAUAAGCAUCAGAAUCGGGGGCAAGGAUGCAAACUAGAAGAUAUAGAAUCAAAUUUUCAUCAUCAUCAUCAUUCCACCACUAGCAACAACACCUCUUUCUUCAAAACAUGUUUCAAUGGAUUAAAUGCUUUGUCAGGAGUUGGAAUACUAUCAGUUCCUUAUGCACUCGCAUCAGGCGGAUGGAUGAGCUUGAUACUUCUUUUGGUUCUAGCUUUGGCAGCUUUUUACUCUGGCUUGCUGAUUCAAAAAUGUAUGGACAUGGAUUCAGAUAUCACAACUUAUCCUGACAUAGGAGAGCGUGCAUUUGGAAACAUAGGAAGAAUACUGGUAUCCAUUGUCAUGUACAUAGAGCUCUACUUGGUAGCAACAGGGUUCUUGAUUCUUGAAGGGGAUAACUUGCACAAUCUAUUUCCGGAAGUUGGAUUCGAAAUAGAAGGGCUAUCAAUUGGCGGAAAGCAAUUCUUUAUCAUAAUUGUGGCCCUUCUCAUUUUGCCUUCUGUUUGGAUAGAUAAUCUGAGCCUUCUAUCUUAUAUCUCUGCCAGUGGGGUUUUAGCCUCUGCAAUCAUAUUGGGCUCCAUCUUGUGGACUGGUGCUUUUGAUGGAGUUGGAUUUCAUCAACAAGGAACUCUGAUUAAUUGGAGUGGGAUUCCUACUGCUGUUAGCUUGUAUGCCUUCUGUUAUUGUGCACAUCCAGUUUUCCCUACCCUCUACACUUCCAUGGAAAACAGACGACAGUUUUCUAAUGUUAUGAUUGUAUGUUUCACUAUCUGCACCAUUACUUAUGCAUCAAUGGCAGUUUUUGGGUACUCAAUGUUUGGGUCAGAGGUUCAAUCACAGAUAACCUUGAACCUCCCAGUGGGUCAACUUAGCUCAAAAGUGGCAAUAUACACCACCCUGGUCAAUCCCAUUGCCAAAUAUGCUUUGAUGGUAAAACCAAUUGUGGAUGCUGCCAAACAUUCAUUUGGGAUUCAAGUUAAUAAGAGAGUUUUGGGUCUGCUAAUCAGUACCAUCUUGGUAAUCAGCACUGUCAUAGUAGCCCUUUCUGUACCAUUUUUUGCAGAUCUAAUGUCAUUGGUUGGAGCAUUCUUGAGCGUCACAGCUUCAAUCAUAUUGCCAUGCUUAUGCUACUUGAAGUUUUCUGGUGCUUACAAGAGAUUUGGAUGUGAAACGGUGACGGUAGGGGCUAUAAUCUUAAUGGGUUUUGCAGUACUUGUAUUCGGUACUUACACAUCUCUAUUAGAAAUAGUAGGGAAAUUGAAAAUGUAAAGGCUUCUUUUUUUUGAUAGGAAAUUCAGAGUUGUAGUUUAACUUCUUCUUU
This is a messenger RNA of Ziziphus jujuba (common jujube), 1568 nucleotides long. RefSeq names its product amino acid transporter AVT1I. The record is from RefSeq and is a predicted model, not a curated record. The coding region runs from base 203 to 1516 and encodes 437 amino acids. The transcript has 3 exons. NCBI's taxonomy places the organism in Eukaryota, Viridiplantae, Streptophyta, Magnoliopsida, Rosales, Rhamnaceae. Gene Ontology annotation, cellular component: plasma membrane.